AAGUCAGAGGCAACUAUGUUUCUAAAGUCACUGGAACUUGCCACAUUAUAACUACUGAGAACAUGCAUAAUGAUUUCAAGAAAUAUAAUAAUUCCUUGCAUGUUAUUCCUAAAGACACAUUUUUUUCUGUUUUUGAUGCUUAUGACAAAGUUCCUCUCUUCAGUGAUGUAGAUGACUCUGGCAGUAUCUCUUUGUCCAAGAGCUAUAACGAUAACAAUAAAAAUUCUGAAAAAGCCAUCAACUUGGAAACCCUUGGUGCUCUUGCUAUUAGGCAUGUACCUCAGUUUAUACAAUAUAGCCAAAUAAAUAUAACUGAACAUCUCCACAAAACAAAAACAUAUGCCCAAAAUAUAGUGAUUGAAAAGAAACAAAUAUUUAAUUAUAGUAGUUUUAAUUUUAAAGGCAAAUUUAACUGUUUCUUGGAUAUUGAGCAACAGGUGAAAUUGGUAAAUUAUGACACCAUUUUCAUUGGACCAGACAUUCUGAUUAAAACUCGGGAAGAAUUUGUUGAGAAUCCCCUAAAUGAAGGAAAAGGAAAGCGCCGCAGGAUUUGAUUUGGAAUGAGAGAAAGCAUCCAACAGAAAAGUUAACAGAAAUACAUAAUUACCAAAUUCCUAAUGGGAAUAAGACAGAGAGAGAAGAGAAAUGCAGCAUUAUUAUCCACGAUACCAUGGCUUACAUUCUAAACCCAAACCUAUUCAUGAAAAAGAAACCAAAUUUAGAAGAUGCUAGAGAGAUAGACCAAAUAUCUGAUAACCAAAACACAAGGGAUAGAAAUGAGCAUCAGACUAUUUUGGAAGAAAGUGCUUUAGCAAACUCAAAACUUUUUCAUCCAAACAUUAAAUCCACAGAAUUUGUUAACCAUAAAUUUAAAGCUGAUUCGGCCACAAGAAAUAAUGAGCAUUCUCCAGUCUUACCAGCUGAAUGUCUGUCAACAGAAACUAGGAUAAUAAGUGAAUUUGAAAUGAAGAGGGAAUUUGAUAUUGUACUGAAAGAACUGUGCAUGUUUCAUGAAAUUGGUAAGGAAGAGGAAACUUCAUGCAUUGCAGAAACAAGAAGCAAUGAAGAGCAAAAUGACUUUGACAAAGAUGAUUCUAUGGAGAUCAAAGAAGACCUGACAGUUGUCUCAGAAAAAAUAUGUGCACCUCCCUUACCCUGUGAUACAAUCACAAGUGUGCCAAAUGUGCCCAAGACAGUCCAAAGUUCGUUUAAGUGGAAAAAAAUACAUGUGGAUGGAGUAAAAGAAGUAGCUCAUGAAUAUUGUUCUUCAAGUCCAUCAGAUGAUGAAUUUCUCUCACCUUCUGGAAAAGAUUUUGAAAAAGCUUUGUCUCAGAGUCCUGCUUUAUUCUCUGAUACAUUUGUGGAAGAAAGAAUUCACAGCUUAUCAAAAGGAGGUAGCAGUCUGUCCCAUGGAAUUGUAAGAGUCUAUCCUCUCAAGACAUGCCGUGGUCCAAUCAGGAUUGGUUUGUCAAGAAAGGCAAAGCCCAAACAGCUUCAUCCCUAUCUGAAAUGAGAGUGUCUCAAAAUGAUAAAAGAAAAUAUAUAAUUCUGUAUCUCAGAAGGCUUUGAAAUAGCCUUAAUAUUUAUUCACUUCUUAUGUGUAACAUAUUUUUCUUUUUUAUAAUUUUAGAGUUUUGAUAUAUAAUCUAAGUUAUAAAGUAUUUUUAUUAAUGUUAAUAUUAUCCUUAAAC
Messenger RNA from Antechinus flavipes (yellow-footed antechinus), 1691 nucleotides. RefSeq names its product RAD51 associated protein 2 (gene RAD51AP2). Lineage: Eukaryota; Metazoa; Chordata; Mammalia; Dasyuromorphia; Dasyuridae. The record is from RefSeq and is a predicted model, not a curated record. The transcript is spliced from 3 exons. Bases 671 to 1513 code for a protein of 280 amino acids.